This is a messenger RNA of Hippopotamus amphibius kiboko, 1323 nucleotides long. RefSeq names its product TATA-box binding protein associated factor 7 like (gene TAF7L). The transcript is spliced from 13 exons. The record is from RefSeq and is a predicted model, not a curated record. Gene Ontology annotation, cellular component: transcription factor TFIID complex. Bases 1 to 1323 code for a protein of 440 amino acids. Gene Ontology annotation, biological process: RNA polymerase II preinitiation complex assembly; transcription initiation at RNA polymerase II promoter. NCBI's taxonomy places the organism in Eukaryota, Metazoa, Chordata, Mammalia, Artiodactyla, Hippopotamidae. Gene Ontology annotation, molecular function: RNA polymerase II general transcription initiation factor activity.
AUGGAGUGCCCCCGGAAAUGGCACCCCAGUUCCUCAGAAAAUGAUUUCACAGUAACUUUAACAUCAGAAAUAACGAGCCUCCAAGAUUCCCAAACUCCUGCUGACCAUGGAGCUAAAACUGCCAGCAAGCAAGGCACCCAAACUCCUGUGCAGUAUGGUGCCCAAGCUGAUGCCACCACCAGCACCCAGGCUGCUGCUGAAACCCCUCUGGAAAACUUACUAGCAGGGAAAGAGAUGAGUAGAAGCCAGGAUGAACCGCCUUGCGAACUUGAGAACCAGUUUAUAUUGCGUCUGCCUCUGGAACAUGCUUCUACUGUCAGGAAGAUGAUACGUUCUGGAAGUUCAGCCAUGAAGGAUAAACUAAAAAUUGACUUAUUUUCUGUUGGAUGUCAUGCAGCUGUUGAGGUAGACGGUGUCUCACUAGCUGCUAAGCUGGUUGAUUUGCCUUGUGUUAUCGGAAGCCUGAAAACUCUAGAUAAAAAAACUUUUUAUAAAACAGCAGAUGUUUCCCAGAUGCUUGUGUGCACUGCUGAUGGUGGUAUCCACUCUUCUCCUGAAGAACAAGUUACCUCUACUGAUCUUAAAGCAAUCAGGAAAAGUGAAAAGGAGAGACAGAAAAAAUAUAUCUGGAAGCAUGGCAUUACUCCACCACUUGAGAAUGUCAGAGAGAGAAGGUUCCGCAAAACAACAAAAAAGGUUGCUGAGUUCAAACAAGUCGAAGAAAUGAGCGUUCCUGAGUACGUUGAAUCUCCUGAUGUAGAAAAGGAAGUGAAAAGACUACUAUGCUCAGAUGCUGAAGCUGUCAGUGUCCGAUGGGAGGUCAUUGGCGAAGAUGAAACCAAGGAAAUAGAAAGUCAAGGCUCCAUUCCAGGCUUUGAGAUAGCCUCAGGAAUGAGUGGCUAUAAGCAGGGUCACACCUCACCAGAAAAUGUUGUGUUUCGGGAGAUGUUCAGUGAUUCCAGCAGUGAUGAGGAUGAGGAUGAUGAGGAGGAUGAAGAUGAGGAAGAGGAGGAAGAUUAUUAUGAAGAGGAUAUGGAAAGGGAGCUACAGGUCAAGUUCAUUGAAUCUGGCCAGUAUGAGGCAAAGGAGGGAGCCAGCUCAAUUGUCACGGAAAUUCAGAAGCACACUCAUUACGUGGAGAAAAAGCUCCAAGAGAUUCGGUGCAAAGCACAAAGACAGAAGGUGCUCUUAAUGAAAGUGGAAAACCUGAUGCUCAAGAAUCAUUUACGAUCCGUGCUGGAGCAUCUUAAGCUAGAGGAAAAACAAAAAAAUGAGCAGCUCAUUUGUCUCCAGGAGAAACUGAACUAUUUUCUGAAGAAGUGA